AUGCCAAAAGAAAAUAAUAAUAAAAAUAAUAAAAAAGACCUAUCAUCUAAUUGGGUUUUUACCAUUAAUAAAAAUUAUUUGCUUUAUGAUGAUGAUCAUAAUGUAGUAAUGAAUAAAUUUUUACAAAUGAAUAAAUUUAAAUAUGUUAUAUUCUCGUAUGAACGAGGAAAUGAAAAUAAUACUGAACAUAUUCAAGGUUAUCUUGAAUUAACUCAAAACGUACCGAAAUCUUUUUUUAAAAGUCAAUUACAUAUUGAAAAACGAAGUGUUAGACAAAACCAAGCAAUUGAUUGUGUGUAUAAACGUGGAAUUAAAGCUGGUAAAAAUUUAUCGGAUUUGAUAAGAGAAGAAGCAAAUCUUGUAUCCAUUUCUCAAAAUUUUAAAGUGAACAAAAAAGAAUUAUUACAACAAUUUAAUCGUCGUGAUUUAGAUUAUUAUCCGUCGUCAUUCAUUCUUCAAUAUCAGAAUGAAAACAAAUAUAAACGUAUUAUCGAUGAAGAUCAUUAUAUUAUUGUGUUUGAAAAGAAAACAAGAGAAUUAAAAACCAUAUUCAAAUAUGAUAUUCUUCAUGAAUAUUUUAAAGAACAUAAAUUAGAACAUGAAUUUAGAGAUUUAAAACAUGAAUUAUUGAGUAAAGAAGAUUAUAAAAAAUUAAAAGAAGCAAUACAUGAAUCCAUUAAUCAAUUAAAAAUAUAA
This is a messenger RNA of Entrophospora sp. SA101, 696 nucleotides long. The record is from the annotation of a GenBank genome assembly. NCBI's taxonomy places the organism in Eukaryota, Fungi, Glomeromycota, Glomeromycetes, Entrophosporales, Entrophosporaceae.